Micromonas commoda is the source of this 334-nucleotide messenger RNA. RefSeq lists its product with no specific name. The record is from RefSeq and is a predicted model, not a curated record. The annotation marks the transcript as partial. Gene Ontology annotation, molecular function: protein kinase activity; ATP binding. Gene Ontology annotation, biological process: protein phosphorylation. The transcript has 2 exons. NCBI's taxonomy places the organism in Eukaryota, Viridiplantae, Chlorophyta, Mamiellophyceae, Mamiellales, Mamiellaceae.
GCCCACCUGGACGUCAAGCCCGACAACAUCCUCGUCAAGAACGGCGUGUACAAGCUCGGCGACUGGGGCCGCGCGGCGCCCGUGGACGGCGUCGGUUACCAGAGUUUCGGGUCAAACGGAGAGUCUCGCGGUCGAUCGGCGUCGGUCCUCCCCGGCGACUUCGUCGGGCUGGACCGCGCCGAUAUCUUCUCGCUGGGGGCGACCGCGUUCGAGCUGGCGCGCGGCGCGCCGCUGCCCUCGCACGGGGACGAGUACCAGGCGCUGAGGCAGGGUAAGGUGCCCGCGUUGAACGGUUUUUCCGUGUCGUUCCAGCAGAUGAUCGCGGGGAUGAUGA